Myripristis murdjan (pinecone soldierfish) is the source of this 898-nucleotide messenger RNA. Its product is annotated as protein FAM104A. Lineage: Eukaryota; Metazoa; Chordata; Actinopteri; Holocentriformes; Holocentridae. The transcript has 4 exons. The record is from RefSeq and is a predicted model, not a curated record. The coding region runs from base 312 to 692 and encodes 126 amino acids.
GCGCAUGCGCAGUACCAUGUAAACACAGCCGCCUCGGUCGGUUGUCACAGAAGACGAGGGGCUGCGCUAAGUUUCACUCUCAUUCCGGUGGCACUGCCGACGGUUAGCCGACUGCUAUAAAAGCUUUUAUAUUUUUGUCAGCUAAUUUUGCUAGGCAACUAGCUAGCUUGCUAACUCAGGAGAACAGGCCGACGACUGGUACAGAAGAAGCCUGUCAAAGCAGCCGACAUCGUCAAACACCGGCGGGCCUCCAUCUGGUUAGGUUAGAUCCACAGUCUGCUCGUCUAGAUUGAUGCAUUUAAUGUCGUCUUAUGUUGACUGAAAACAGGAAACGGCAGCGAAGCGGUGGUGAUGAGGAGAAUGGCCAGCUGGUGCCCCAAGCCAAAAGGCUGAGCAGAGCUCAUCCUCUCUCCCCUGAGCCAGGCCGAGAUGCCUGGGACUCUGAGUCAUCCAACAGUGAGAGCAGUGGGAUCAGCAGUCCUGAGCAUGCAGUGGGGAGCUGUAAUAGCCAGUGUGCUGUGGACAGCCUCGGAGUCCCCAGCGCUCCUGGCCCCUGCAGUCCCGUCAGCUCAGCUGACUCCUCGGAGUUGACCGGCCCCACAAACCUGGUCUCCUACCACCAGAUCAACAGCAUCCUUAGGGAGGCCCACUUCCAGAGCCUGCAGAACCGAGGCCAGCUCAGAGACACAUGAUUACCCCUCAGCAAGCGCAGGACAAAAGCCCUAAAGCAUGUCAGAGCAUCACAUGGUGAAUCAUGUCACUCAGCUCUUCCCCACACACCUCCAGUUCUCAUGAUAUCUCACAGCUCUGUUUUAUCUACUCGUCUGUGGAUGGAGACCAGUUCCUCAUCUGGUAUCUGGAGUUGGUUCAUUAUUAGAAUAAAACAAAGUGAUAAUUG